Molecule: messenger RNA, 926 nt
Organism: Carlito syrichta (Philippine tarsier)
Lineage: Eukaryota; Metazoa; Chordata; Mammalia; Primates; Tarsiidae
Gene: ACBD4
Product: acyl-CoA binding domain containing 4
Exons: 9
Biological process (GO): fatty acid metabolic process
Molecular function (GO): fatty-acyl-CoA binding
Source: RefSeq, a predicted model, not a curated record
CCCGACUGGCAGGAGCAGUUCCAGGCUGCAGUCGGCGUCAUCCAGAAGCUGCCCAAGAAUGGCUCUUACCGCCCCUCCUACGAAGAGAUGCUGCGAUUCUACAGCUACUACAAGCAGGCCACCGUGGGGCCCUGCCUGGUACCCCGGCCCGGGUUCUGGGACCCCAUUGGACGAUACAAGUGGGACGCCUGGAACAGCCUGGGCAGGAUGAGCAGGCAGGAAGCCAUGUCUGCCUACAUCACUGAGAUGAAGCUGGUGGCCCAGAAGGUGAUCAACACAGUGCCCCUGGGUGAGGUGGCAGAGGACAUGUUUGGUCACUUCGAGCCCCUGUACCAGGUGAUCCCUGACAUGCCGCAGCCCCCGGAGACCUUCCUGAGAAGGGUCGCAGGGCGGAAGGAGCAGGUGCGGAAUGCAGAUGUGGCGGCUGUUUCAGAGCCUCCCUGCCUCCCUGAGAAACCAGCUUCCCCAAGCCCAGAGUCCCAGCCGCCCAGGGAUCUGGAUGCUGAGGUGUUCUGUGAUUCCCUGGAGCAGCUAGAGCCUGAGCUGGUCUGGGCAGAGCAGAGGACAGCACCUGGAGGAGAGCCUGACGCCAGGGACAGCCCUGAGCCCUCCCGAGAGAAGGAGGGGUCAGGGGGCAGCCUGCCUGGGCCCCCGGAGUUGGACACGUGGCUGGUGGGAACAGUUCGGGCACUGCAAGAGAGCAUGUGGGAUGUGCAGGGGAGACUGCGGACCCUGGAGAGCACGCCCCGGCCCCCGGAGCAGCAGGGACCCCGGCCCAGUGCCCGGCCUUGGCCUCUCAGGCUCUCAGGCCCCACGCUGCUGUUCUUCCUCCUGUGGCCUUUCGUCGUCCAGUGGCUUUUCCGACAGUUUCGGCCCCAGAAGAGGUGACGGUCCCGCUUGCCCUGCGCCUAGUCCUAGGGUCUGGG